This is a messenger RNA of Podospora pseudocomata, 1327 nucleotides long. RefSeq names its product bifunctional AP-4-A phosphorylase/ADP sulfurylase (gene APA2). The coding region runs from base 262 to 1245 and encodes 327 amino acids. Gene Ontology annotation, biological process: nucleotide metabolic process. Lineage: Eukaryota; Fungi; Ascomycota; Sordariomycetes; Sordariales; Podosporaceae. The record is from RefSeq and is a predicted model, not a curated record. The transcript is spliced from 2 exons. Gene Ontology annotation, molecular function: ATP:ADP adenylyltransferase activity; ATP binding.
CUUGGAUGGUCUUCUAUGUGAACAACGCAUCAUGAAAACUAUGGCAGUAUCCCAGCUUUCAUUGGAAAUUACCUACUUAGCAACUCCAUCAACUCUUCAACCACCAUUUUUGUGGUCAUUUCUACCAUCAGAAACGUAGCCUGUCUUGGCACUGAGCCAACACGCGCACAGACCACCGUCAAAUGACCUCAUCGAAGCUAUUCCCACCCUUUUUUCCCCUCCUCCAACACACUUUGUCAACAAACAGCCCCCUCCUCAACCAUGGCGACCACCCCCUCCAACAAAAUGCGCCCAACGCCCCAUCUCCCACCCAACCUCCCCUCCCUCGUCGCAACCGCCUUCUCCCGCUCCGUAGCCACCAAAACCGUCAACUUCUACCCCACCUCCGUCACCCUUCUAACCAUCAACUCCAUUCCUUUCCAACUCCGCUACUCGCCCUCCCUGGCCUCAAAACCCAAACCCCCCAGCGUCACAACCCCCAAGCUCUUCUUCAACCCCUUCGCCUCCCCCACACAAGAAAUGCUCAUCACCCCUUUCGGAACGAGUCCCCCAUCGCACAACCUAGUCCUCAACAAAUUCGCCGUCGUCCCCGAGCACUUCAUCCUCUCCACCUCAGCCUUCAAACCCCAAACUCACCUCCUCGAAGCAGACGACUUGGCAGCUGCCUACGCGUGUAUUGAUGCGUACGCCCGGCACAACAAAGAGUUGUUCGUCUUCUUUAACUCAGGAGACCACAGCGGGGCGAGCCAGCCCCAUCGCCAUCUGCAACUGCUCCCGGUGGAGAACAUGAAGGAGGGGUUGGAGGGGGAAUGGGAUGUUCUUGCUAAGGGAUUGACAGACCCAAACACAAGGGGGAAGUUACCGUUUGAGGUUUUUGCUAGGGAUAUUGAAGGGUUGGGUGGUGAUGGAGAGGAACUGAGGAGGGUGUAUCUGGAGUUGUACAACCAAGCCUGCGAAGCAGUGUUGGGAGUAGCGGAGGAUAUCAAACACGAGGGCGAAGCGCAGAUAAGUUACAACCUCGCCAUGACAAACAACACAAUGGCGGUGGUGCCGCGGUUGACAGAGGGAGGGGUGGUCAGGGAUAAAGACGGGCAAGAGGUGGGAAACUUAGCGCUCAACGGGACUGUCCUCGCGGGGACGGCGCUGGUAAGGUCAGAGAUGGAGUGGAAUGCCCUGAGAGAGGAUCCAGACCAAGUCAACCAAGUGUUGGGGAGGAUAGGUGUGCCUAACCGGGCCAAGAUGUAAAUACGCUAUCAACUCAUUAUACUAAUAACUAAUUCUUUUUGUCUGCCAUCUUCCCGUUUUUGAACACCACUUUACAUGCGUU